AUGGAACAGAACGCGGAAGUUAGUAAUCAUAGAGACAGCGAUUACAGUGAUGUCCAAGAAUGUAAGAAUAAAGCUGUCCCAACAGAAGACACGGAAAAGUGCACAUCUCCGAAGACAAAUGUGCGAAUCAACAAAAAUCCAGUAAACAUAGCAAACCAUUCACAACAUGCCAGAACUAAACAACAAGAUGUUUACUAUAGCGAUGAAGAUAUGUGCACAGAUUCAGUGGGUAGCUCAGAUGUAUACUUGAAGGUGAAGUCUCCUAAGAAGCAAAGAGUUACUGGAAGAUUUGCAUGUAAUAAUGUUAGUCCGUUUUCUGAAGAAAAACGUGUCAACAAAUGCCUCAUAGAUGUACCCGAUUACAACCUUGUGGGAGUUGAUGGAGGUUACCAAGACGCGUUUUGA
Acanthoscelides obtectus is the source of this 405-nucleotide messenger RNA. Lineage: Eukaryota; Metazoa; Arthropoda; Insecta; Coleoptera; Chrysomelidae. The record is from the annotation of a GenBank genome assembly.